This is a messenger RNA of Mauremys mutica (yellowpond turtle), 1797 nucleotides long. RefSeq names its product Y-box binding protein 3 (gene YBX3). Gene Ontology annotation, cellular component: nucleus. The record is from RefSeq and is a predicted model, not a curated record. Gene Ontology annotation, molecular function: nucleic acid binding. The transcript is spliced from 10 exons. NCBI's taxonomy places the organism in Eukaryota, Metazoa, Chordata, Testudines, Geoemydidae. Gene Ontology annotation, biological process: regulation of gene expression. Bases 125 to 1198 code for a protein of 357 amino acids.
GCGGGGCCAUUUUGGGGGCAGUAAGACCCAGCGCGGAGCCCGAGCGACCCAGCGCGAGACACCGACCCACCCGACGCGCCGCGCGCCAGCACGCGGCCACCACCGACCGCCCCGGAGAGACGCAAUGAGCGAGGCGGCGCAGACCAGCCCCACGGCGGCGGCCCCCCCAUCCCCCACCGGCUCCCCCGCCGCCGCGCCGGCCUCCCCGGCCCAGGACGCCAAGCCCAAGAGCCCCGCUAGCCCCAGCGCCCCGGCGGGCAGCGCCAGCGGAGACGCGGCCCCCGCCGCCCCCGCCAGGGACAGCAGCAGCAGCAGCGCGGCCCCCGCCGCCGCCGACACGGAGAAGAAAGUUCUGGCCACUAAAGUUCUUGGCACUGUCAAGUGGUUCAACGUCAGAAACGGAUAUGGCUUUAUCAACAGAAAUGACACAAAAGAAGAUGUGUUUGUUCAUCAGACUGCAAUCAAGAAGAACAACCCACGGAAAUACCUACGCAGUGUUGGUGAUGGAGAGACUGUAGAAUUUGAUGUGGUCGAGGGAGAGAAGGGUGCAGAAGCAGCCAAUGUCACUGGUCCAGAUGGAGUCCCCGUGGAAGGCAGUCGUUAUGCUGCAGAUAGGCGCCGUUACCGACGUGGCUAUUAUGGCAGACGCCGUGGACCACCUCGUAAUUACCCGGGUGAGGAGGAGGAGGAGGAGGGGAGCGGGAGCAGUGAAGGAUUGGAUCCUCUCAUCACCGAAGGGCAUAUCCCAGGGUCACGGAACCAGCUGCGCCGCCCACAAUACCGGCAGCGCUUCUUCCAACCUUACCGUGGGGGACAGACCUUUGACCGCCGCUCACGGGUCUAUUCCCAUGCUGAUGGCACGCAGGGUGGUGAUGGGGAAAUCAAGGAUGGGGUCCCAGAAGGAGCACAGCUUCAUCAGCAGAUCCAUCGGAAUCCCUCCUAUCGCGCACGCUAUCGCAGGGGACCCCCACGUCCACGCCCUGCACCAGUGGUCGGAGAGGUUGAAAACAAGGAGAACCAGCACGAGGCUAAUGCUAUGAGCCAGCAGCCAUCCCGUCGUGGAUACCGGCGCCCAUACAAUUAUCGGCGCCGACCCCGCCCGCCUAAUGCUCCAUCCCAAGAUGGCAAUGAGAUCAAGGUGGCCGAAACACCUGCUGAGAACCCUGCUCCAGUGACCGAGCAGAGCAGUGCUGAAUAAUGUCCGGCUCCCGAGGCACCUUUACCAUCCCUCAGGUGUCCUAAAGUGUAAUAACAAAAAUAACACCAAAGAAAGAUCCAAGCAAUAAAAUGAAAACAAGUGACAAAAACAAUGAAGAUUUGAAACAUCGGAACUUAAGAGAAAUAAAAAAUAUACCAGCAGCCGAGAUCCAGGGAACGCCUGCAACAGAUGCAUAGAAAGAGAGAGAGAGAGUGAGAGUCAGAGCGACCUCCCCAGCUUCCACGGCAACUGCGGGGUUUUUUAAAAUUUCACCAUUUCGCUAUAUAUAUAUAUAUUUUUUUUUCCCCCUCCAGUUUUUCUUUUGGUACCAAACUAAGAAAAGAGAAGGUGGUGGGGAAACCCCAACCAAAGAAAUGAAAUUUUAAGUCAAAAGCUUUUUUACUGGACGCUGGUGCUAAAACCUCCCAGGUGUGAUGAGGGAUUUUUUGUUUUUGUGCCAGUCCUGUUUAAUUUCAGGACACGGGGAGGAGAAAUUUCUGCUUUCCUUUGUAAGAUCUAUAUGAAAAUGUGCAGUGUGGGUGACGUUCCUCACAAAUAAAAGUGAUUUAACUUCCAAAAAACAAAACAAAUGAAAGGUA